Pelecanus crispus (Dalmatian pelican) is the source of this 724-nucleotide messenger RNA. The record is from RefSeq and is a predicted model, not a curated record. NCBI's taxonomy places the organism in Eukaryota, Metazoa, Chordata, Aves, Pelecaniformes, Pelecanidae.
UCAAAAGAGUCAUCUCAGAAACCUCUAGCGGGGGUGUUACUGGAAACGAUGUCAUCAUGCAUUACUUCCUCUCAACCUUACCCUUCGGUGGUGUUGGUAACAGUGGGAUGGGCGCCUACCACGGCCAGUACAGCUUUGAGACCUUCUCCCACCGCCGCUCCUGCUUGAUCAAGGACCUGAAGAUGGAGGGUACGAACAAACUCCGGUACCCACCUGGCAGCCAGAAGAAGGUGGAUUGGGCCAAGUUCUUCCUCCUGAAGCGGUUUAACAAGGGCCGAGUGGGACUGGUCAUCUUGGCCCUGCUGGGGAUCGUGGCAGCGGUGGUGAUAAAGAAUCACCAGUCUGUGCUGAAGAGAAAAGCCCUCUUGAUUGUGCUGGCUGUUCAGAGGCUGGGCUGGCUCAGUGAGUGGUAAGGAGGAGCAGGUUUCAGAGCACUGCUGUGGCUGUCACAGUGAGAUGGUUUACUGCUGAAGAGAGGAGAAGGCACCGUGUGCAAGUCAUACUCCGAGUGCUCGCUUUGCAUCUGUUUCCUUAAGCUGAGAAGUCUUUUUUUCUUUUGUACUGGGUUAUUUCAGUGAGCUGUCAAGCACACAGAGUAGCCUUAGAGAGGCACUAACCAAGAGAAGGCUCGGACUCCUGUUUACUGAAAAGCCAUGCUGAAACAGAGGGACCAGUGGGUACAAGCUCUCAAAAGGAGGCCUGCAGAGCAAGAAAUACCAGUCCC